GUCAGCAUCACGGAUAUUUUUGUUUCACUGCACUUUUGAAGUCACCAGUUAUUCCUCGUGGGGCUGAAUGCAAGCCCCUCUUGUUCGCUCAUCUUCCAUCCUGAUCCAAACCCACAGAAGUAUGCCGUGUGAUUUAUUGAAGUCCUUUCUGGUGAGCCUGUCCCGGAGGAAGCCCCUCGAGCCCGAGGGGGAGCAGUCCACCUUUAAUCGAUGCCUAGGCACUCUGGAUUUGGUAGCCCUCGGUGUGGGCAGCACCUUGGGGGCUGGUGUCUAUGUCCUCUCUGGAGAGGUGGCCAGAGACAGUGCAGGACCCAGCAUCAUCAUCUCGUUCUUCAUCGCUGCCGUGGCCUCUGUGUUUGCUGGGCUAUGCUAUGCAGAGUUUGGUGCCCGGGUUCCAAAAACAGGCUCGGCAUACCUUUACAGCUACGUGACAGUGGGAGAGCUCCUUGCUUUCGUCACUGGCUGGAAUCUGCUACUCUCUUAUGUCAUAGGGACAUCCAGUGUUGCACUGGCAUGGAGCGGGACAUUUGAUGACCUUAUUGGGGGAGUCAUAUCAAAAUACUUUGAAGAGAAUGCAGCCAUGGGCCUCCCUGGCUUAGCACCUUACCCAGAUGUCUUUGCAGCAGCUCUCGUCCUGCUAUUGUCAGGUCUGCUGGCAUUUGGAGUAAAAGAGUCAACACAGAUCAACAAGAUCUUCACAGCAGUCAACAUCCUGGUGCUGUUGUUUGUUACGAUUUCUGGCUUCAUCAAGGGAGACAUCUCCAACUGGCAAAUCAGCGAAGAGGCUGUGAUAAAUGCCACUACCAUAAAUGUGACUGACACUGCUAAUGUAACAAGCAUGUUUGGAGUGGGUGGAUUUUUCCCUUAUGGCUUUGGUGGGACCCUGGCUGGAGCUGCAACAUGCUUCUAUGCUUUUGUUGGAUUUGACUGCAUUGCUACAACAGGAGAGGAGGUGAAGAACCCCAAGAAGUCAGUCCCUAUAAGCAUUGUGGUCUCGUUGCUUAUAUGUUUCCUGGCCUACUUUGCUGUGUCUGCUGCUCUUACCCUCAUGAUGCCCUACUACCAGCUCAGUGAAAAGAGCCCACUGCCAGUGGCCUUUGACCACGUUGGCUGGGGUCCUGCCAAAUACGUUGUGGCUGUUGGAUCCCUGUGUGCCCUGUCAACUAGCCUGCUGGGUUCCAUGUUCCCAAUGCCUCGAGUAUUGUUUGCCAUGGCGAGAGAUGGUCUUCUUUUCCAACCUUUGACCAAAGUGACCGCCAAAGGCAGUCCAGCAAUAGCUACCAUAUCAUCGGGAGUUGUGGCAGCCAUCAUGGCUCUACUAUUUGACCUAGAAGCCUUGGUGGAAAUGAUGUCCAUUGGUACUCUGUUUGCUUACACACUCGUGGCUGUAUGCAUCCUAAUACUGAGGUACCAGGCGAGUUCAUCUGAAGACACAGACCUCAAGAUCCCAGAAUCAAGGACAAAGUUUAGCUUCUUGAAGCCCCCAUCAACACCCAACUCUUCCACUGCACGAACAGUCACAAUCUUGACCAUAGUUUCCAUUGCAUCUGUGAUUGCACUGUGUAUCACUCUGACCCAAGCAAUAGAAGCUCUGACCAACAUGGAAGCUUGGAGCAUUGUGCUUGUCUGCAUCUUUGCAUUGAUACUGGUGGUAAACAUGUUGCUCAUCUGGAGACAUCCACAGAAUCCCACGAAGGCAUCAUUUAUGGUACCUUUGCUCCCUGCUCUGCCUUUGCUGAGUACUUUCAUCAAUGUCUACCUAAUGGUGCAGUUAGGGGGUGACACAUGGAUACGAUAUGCUAUCUGGAUGUUAAUAGGGUUAGUUAUCUACUUUAUCUACGGAGUGCGUAACAGUGUUCAGAGGAAGCGACUCAGGACCGACCACACAGAGAUUGAAACAGUCAGCAGCAAAACAGACAAGGAUAUCCUUAAAGAAGAGAAAUUCUGAGCUCAGGUGGAGUGAGAUGAUGGACUGAGAUGUUACAGUGAGCAACUGCUUUGAACUUACAACCACUGCUUGACAUUUGCCAGGUGCUGCUGCUUUUCUGCAGUCUUCAGUCUCUGACGGCGCAAAGCAAACAGACAGAUAACUUGUUAACUUUUACUCUACACGGACAGUUUAUUGUAUCUUAAUGGAAUUUGUUUUGCAUCUAAAUAUUCCAAAAUGAAACGCUCCCUAAAAUAUAUUUGGACCUUGAAGAUCUUCACUUAUCACAAAUUUUCACAUUGUUAUUAACUAUAUUUAUCUGUGUAUCUUGCUGUAUUAGUGAGCCUCUUUGCUCUUCAAAAGAAAAAAGAUUCUGUAGAUAAUUAGCAUUUUAUAAUACUGAAACAACAUCUUUACACUUUUCUUAUCUGGUGCAAAAUGUAAAUAUGUUUAUUUCAGUUUUGUGUUAUUUUCAUAAUAUUUAAUAAGUUUGUUUUUGUUUUUAACAUGUAGAAUUCAAAUGAAGAAGUUAUAUUUUACAAUAUCGAUACAGAAAAUCUUUCGUGGGAUUUCAUCUUCUGCGUGUAAAUGUGGAAACUGUUCAUGAUUGUUGAUUAAAUGACUGUUAAAUGACUGUCGAUGUAAGCGGUAAUUAAAGUGAAAUUGUAAAGUUUUAAAAGA
Molecule: messenger RNA, 2608 nt
Organism: Archocentrus centrarchus (flier cichlid)
Lineage: Eukaryota; Metazoa; Chordata; Actinopteri; Cichliformes; Cichlidae
Product: cationic amino acid transporter 2
Exons: 12
Coding region: 68-1948 (626 amino acids)
Biological process (GO): L-ornithine transmembrane transport; L-arginine import across plasma membrane
Cellular component (GO): plasma membrane
Molecular function (GO): L-arginine transmembrane transporter activity; L-lysine transmembrane transporter activity; L-ornithine transmembrane transporter activity
Source: RefSeq, a predicted model, not a curated record